AUGCGUCACCUCGAAGACGACCGCUACAUGCGUGACGGAUACGCUGGUCUCGAAGUGCUCACCACGAUGGAAUGCUUCUCAGCGACGGACCUGGCGGACCUGAAUGAGCUGGUGGGCGAGGCCGAGGACGUGAACGAGUUCUUUCUUCGACCUCGUGCCGGGCCACCACCCAGUCCGACCGAGUUGGAGGCGCUGCUCGACUCUGUCCACAUGCGUCGUGAGCUGGCAUCAAUCUUGUCGGUCUACGAUCCUCACGAUCUGGCACUGCGUGCAUUCAGUAUGACUACGUUCAUGCGCCGCUUGUUGAUCCGGUACCGGACCAUUCGCGGGGAGAUGCAGGCGACCGGGUCGUCCACGAUCGAGAAGCUGUUGACCGCCCAGAAGGAGAGCUCCCAGUUCGAGGCUCACGUCACGCGGCUGCAGGGACAAUGGAGAGCUGUCUUCAAUGACCUCAAAGGGACGAAAGAGGCAACAGCGGCACGGUACCGGGCGGACUUCAAUAAACUCAUGGCGGAACACGAGGUCGAGAAACAAGCGCUACGAGACCGAAUUGCUGCCUUGGAGUUCAAGCUCAAAACAUCCAGUACGUGGGUCGAGUCCCUCGAGUCUCAGGUCUUUAACGUCGACCGCAUGAUGAACUUCCUUAACAGGAACCAGACGAAGGUGACUGGCAACUGGAAGCGUCUGGAGGAAUUGCUCAAGCACCACCGAUCCGGUACCACGCCCCCCACCGAAUGGCAGACUCUGAUCUCAGUCACCUCUGCAGAUGACGCAUUCACCGAUCCCGGGCCGUUCGAGUUCCGACACGACGGCGAUACCGACACGGAAGAGAAGGGCGACGACGGGUCUGAAUCGAGUGAGGGCAGCACAGGGUCGCGGGGCAAGCGCGUCACUAUUGUGGAUGUCACAGGCGAGGCUCCACCCGGUAAGACUUCCUCGUCAGAACGUCGAUCCAGUGGCGGCAAGCGUCGUCACAAGGCGGUGGCUCGGGUCGUGAAUCGCCCCAUAGCCUGGGAUCCAACGAGGAAGAUGCGCGCCCCAUGGACCAAGAAUAUUCAGUCGAUGAAAACCUUGCAUGCGCUUCACUCGCCGGGCUUCCCGUUGUGUGGCGCAAGCUUCGGACGGAUCUUCAGCUGGCCAUGCGGACUGGAUUGA
Phytophthora sojae is the source of this 1155-nucleotide messenger RNA. RefSeq lists its product as hypothetical. Bases 1 to 1155 code for a protein of 384 amino acids. The record is from RefSeq and is a predicted model, not a curated record. The transcript has a single exon. NCBI's taxonomy places the organism in Eukaryota, Oomycota, Peronosporomycetes, Peronosporales, Peronosporaceae.